CGGUUCGGUCUGCUGGGCUUGGUUCGGCCGCUGCCGAACGAACCGCAGGCCCCACAGCAUUUCCGAAGCUCUGCGCAGGCUGGGUAGAUCCCACCUUUGGGUACAGUAGAGAAUGCGAGAGACCAAAAGAAAAGCACCAGCAACAGCAGCAGCAGCACCCAGCCAGGCUUGAAAGAAGACUAGUUGCCAGCUUCUCCCAGUUUUAGGGUUGGCGCAUGUACAAGUUAGUUCUAGCGAGUUUGAGAUGACUGACGACAGGAUUCCCCGGUCGUCAGGGUAGCUUCUACACCGCAUUCUCACUUGUCCAUGCGUUGUGCUAGGCGCGUCCAGCGCCUGGCUCCUCUGAACCGAACUUCCUGAAACCGUCCGUCCUCCGCUCGAAUGACGCGUUUCUAGCGGUUUACCCACGUGGGUCCUGAGCGUAAUUAGUCGUGUACUGUAUAGCCUCCUGGCUUCGAUCCGUGCCGUCCGCUCUCUCGUUGAUGGCGCGUAGGCCUGGCCAUAGCGGUCUUAUCUGUUUCCUGACUGCAGUUUACGUCAGCUCGUUGUUACCGUCCCCGUCUCUCGCGACCAACGCCGACUAUGCCAACCAAGACUCCGUGACCCCAACGGACAAGUGGAAGGAAUCCAAGCCGUUGCUGCCGAUCACCGGCGAAGCGCGCAACGCCACCGUCCGCUCCGGCCUCACCGCCUUCUUCCGCGUCCCCAGCACGUGCGGCGCCGCGUCUGGCGCCGCAUCUGGCGCCGCAUCUGGCGCCGCAGGAGUCGCCGCAGGAGGCGGAGACGGGUCAGGAGCAGGGACCGGGGGCUGGUGGAAUGCAGGGGGGGACACAGGGGCAGGGGGGAAUACAGGGCCAGGGACCGGGGGAGGGUGGAACACGGGGGUUGGGUGGAGCGGGGACGCAAAUGCAGGGGGGGGGCAGCAGCAGCGUUAUGUGAAUGUGGAAAUAUGGGGGCUGUUUGCUCCGGGCAACGACACGUCCGUGUUCUACUUGCCCAUGCUCAUGCUCAACAGCGCUGGCGAAGUGCCCACCGUGCUGGUUACCAACACGCUGCAGUAUCGCCUGGACGACCACACCAGCAUAGACUACCCCAACUUCCGGUCAGGGCAGCCGUACCAGCUAGUGAGUGUGCCCGAGGCCGUCCCCGUUGCAAACGGGUCCGUUAACGCGACGGAGCUGAUAGUGGGUAUCUUCAGCGACUCGUACAUCGCGGAGGGGCAGGACCUCGGCUUCUCCAUCCGCGCCUUCUGCUCCCAGGGCAGGGGGUGUCCGCUCAACUGCAGCGGGCGGGGCCAGUGCGGGCAGGGGGGCGUGUGCCAGUGCCCCAAGGGGUGGGGCGGCACUGCGUGCGCUGAUGUGGUCCACGAGAUCCAGUCGGGCGUGCAGACCCUCGCUCCGGGGCAGUGGGCCUUCUUCCAAAUCCAGGUCACCCAACCUCAAACGAAGCUGCUCCUCCAAAUGGAGCGGUCAGCGGGCGACCUGGUGCUGUUCGCCAAGCGCCAGGAGCAGGGCUUUCUCCCCUUCGGCAUGCCCACCGUCUUUGACUUCAACGACUUUGCUGACAUGGACUCCUUCCGCCAGCGCCUCGAUCGCCACCAAAUCGUGUGGAACCGCACUGAACCGGGCACCGUGCUGGUGGCGGUCCUGAACAAUGACGUGGAUUUGAGGGAGACGGGCACCUUCCGCCUGAGCUACAAGCUCGCCGUGGGGAACGAGGGCCGCGGGGUGUGCCCCUGGGACUGUGGUUGGCCGUCGGGGUUCUGCCAGGCGCUUGGGGAUGUGGGGGUGGAGGGGGAGGCGGCCACGCAGUGCGUGUGUAACCCGGAUUCGGCGGGUAUUUUUUGCCAGGGAGGGCUCCAGACAGCGGGGAUCAAUGAGCCAAUGAAGGGGGUGCUGGCGCCGGGCCACUGGACGUACGUGCAGUUCACGUUCGACCCCAACACCAACCGACAGAUCGUCAUCAGCUUCACACGGAAAGGAGGUCAAGCUAGUCUAGUGGCCAGACAGGGCGCGGUGCCCUCUUUACUGGAUAACGACUACCGGUUCACGGUGCGCGUGACGAACGACACGCUGGUGUCGCUGUUUGACGUGGUGAACUCGUCGCUGCAGGGGCCGUACACCUUUGGCAUCUUCAACCUCAACUACUACGUGCACCAGGACUGCGAGUUCGAGCUCGAGUUCCGAUACAAGGAAACCACCAGCUUCCUGGACUCGCCCUACAUCAUCAUCGUCUACGGCGUGCUCGCAUUGCUGCUACUGGUCCUCAUAGUCGUCGUGCUGCGCUGCGUCAUCCGCCGCCCGCCCCCCGCCACCGCUGACGUGGAGCUCUUUGCGUUCGGUGACAUGGACAGGCACGUGGAGGCAGUGCCGACAGGCGUGGACCGCGCGUUGGUGGAGACGUUUCCCCUCGUCAAGUUCAGAGACGACCUCUUCGAGUCCUCCGAUGACGCGCACUGUGCGGUGUGUCUGGCGGACUACGACGAACAGGAGAGUCUGCGAAAGCUGCCCGCCUGCAGCCACUACUUCCACGUGUCGUGCAUCGGGGAGUGGCUGCGCACGCGCUGCUCCUGCCCGCUCUGCCGCCGCUACGUGCUGCUGCAGCCAACACAGGCAGAGCCGGGGCAGGCGGAGCUGGGGCAGGCGGCACAGGCGGAGCGGGGGCAGGGAACACAAGCAGCACAGGGGCAGGCAGUGCAGGCUGACGUGGCACAUCCAACACAGGCAGAGCAGGUGCCAGCGGGUCAGUGUGACGAGAGCAGCGAGUGUGGUGAGCGGGGUGAGUCAGCGCACACAGAUGGGAGGCUAGCCAUGCAGUGGGUGCAGCAGGCGCAGGAGGAGGAGGGACAGCAGGUGCAGCGAGGGGGUUGUGGUGUGGCCAUGGAGGGUUGUGAGCUUAUACAGGGUGGUCGGGAGGAGUUUGCCAUGAGGGAGGAUGGUUGUGGGGAAGGUGUAUGUGACGAGCAGCAUGGGGGAGCACACUUGCAGUGGAAAAAUCAGCAGCAGCAGCAGCGACAGGAGCAGGAGGACGGGGAGAAGGGCGAGCGGGAAUGUGAGAAGGAGGGACUGAUGAGGCAAGAGGAAGAGGUUCAGCUGUUACAGCAGGGGUGUGGAAGGGACAAUGGGGUAAUCUAUAGCCAAGAGCCAGCUUCAGAAAGUUUGCUGAAUGGAGAAGCGGGAGGGCAACAUCAACGGCAUGGGGAGGGGAAUGCAGAGCAGGGAGAACAUGCGUGUACAAAAAAGGAUAGGAUAGGUUAGAAACAAAUCCUCCCACAAAUGGGUACGAGGACUAUUCGAAGAGGAUGCGAAUGCAACGGGUGUUGCAUGUGAAGAACCACUGGUUUGGAAGAUUCGUUAUUUUUCGUGUGCCUC
Molecule: messenger RNA, 3371 nt
Organism: Closterium sp. NIES-67
Lineage: Eukaryota; Viridiplantae; Streptophyta; Zygnematophyceae; Desmidiales; Closteriaceae
Source: the annotation of a GenBank genome assembly